Molecule: messenger RNA, 828 nt
Organism: Cutaneotrichosporon cavernicola
Lineage: Eukaryota; Fungi; Basidiomycota; Tremellomycetes; Trichosporonales; Trichosporonaceae
Exons: 7
Coding region: 1-828 (275 amino acids)
Cellular component (GO): nucleus; cytoplasm
Molecular function (GO): sequence-specific DNA binding; RNA binding; RNA endonuclease activity
Source: RefSeq, a predicted model, not a curated record
AUGGCCGACGUCGUAAUGGAGGCAAGCCCUCCCACGCAGACGCGCCGCGAGCAUCUCGCCAAGACCUUUGAGUCUUACCGCGUUGAACUCGACGAAUACAACGAGCGCCGCGAGAAGGUUAUCAUUCUCAGCCGCGCCAUCACCCAGCUCUCCAAGAAGCUCAUCUUCCACCUGCACCGCGGCGCGACGAGCCCUAGCGCGCGGGCGAAGAACCUGAAAGACGCCCGUGUAAAGGAGCGCGAGAUCCACAAGAACUUUGCCGCUAUUGCGGCUGAGCUCGCGGCCGGCUCGGCGGAGGAGGACGCGGGUGCCGAGAACUUCUGGAAGUUCAACCGCCAGGUCUCUCCUGGCCUCGAGGAGUACAUUGAGGGAUAUUCGUUCCUGUACUACCUCGAGACGGGCGACCUCGUCUCGCUUCCAGAUCUGCAGAAGGCGCUUGUGUCCGAAGAGACAGGCGAGAACCUUGUGGUGAUCACGCCCGAGGACUAUAUCCUUGGCAUGUCUGAUCUGACAGGCGAGCUGAUGCGUUACGCGACCAACGCGCUCAGCACAGGCGACCACAACACGCCCCUCGCCGUGUGCAACUUUGUCAGGGUGGUCAAGACACUGUUUGACGGUAUCGCGCCGUCCGUGCUUUUCAAGCUCAAGAAGAAGCAGGAGGAGACGACUCGCAGCCUCGAGAAGAUCGAGAAAGUGUGCUAUGCGCUGAGACUGCGCCUCGUCGAGUUUGGCGACAAACCCGAGGUGCUGGCUGCCAUGGCUAAGCGCGCUGUGGAGGAGAGUGAGAGCGGCGGUGGAGCUGGUGGAGGCGGCGAGCGGGAUGCGUGA